This is a messenger RNA of Kazachstania africana CBS 2517, 825 nucleotides long. It is a transcript of the gene KRE9, whose product is annotated as Kre9p. Lineage: Eukaryota; Fungi; Ascomycota; Saccharomycetes; Saccharomycetales; Saccharomycetaceae. The record is from RefSeq and is a predicted model, not a curated record. Gene Ontology annotation, biological process: cell wall biogenesis; fungal-type cell wall organization; (1->6)-beta-D-glucan biosynthetic process. Bases 1 to 825 code for a protein of 274 amino acids. Gene Ontology annotation, cellular component: extracellular region. The transcript has a single exon.
AUGAUCGUUUCGUUGUAUUUGUGGUCCAUACUGUGCGUCUUGUUCGCUGAUUUCGUCAGUGCAGACGUUCAAGUCGUUAGUCCAACGAAAGGUACCACCUACGAUUCUUCCAACAGUAAAAUCUCAUUCACUCUCUCGUGGAUGGAUGAUAAUGCAUUCCCAACCAUAGACGACGUCACCCAAUAUACUUUUAUGUUAUGUGGUGGUAAGAACAGUGAUAUUAAAUGUCCAUAUGAAAUUGCAACAGGUGUAGCACCUUCUGCAAUCACUACAUCUAGUGGGAAAUAUAGUUAUGCCGUUUCAUUCGCUUCUUCUGUCGUGGGUGACGGACAGUACUUCGUUCAAGUCACUGCAAUCAUUGGCACAGAAGGUCAAACUAUUCAUUACUCCCCAAGAUUCAAUUUAGAAGAUAUGACAGGUACCACUUCUUAUACAUACACCGAUUCAACACAACCAGUCGGACAAACGCAAAUCACAACAGGUACUGCAACAACAGAUGCAGGUGACACGUCUGCUUCUUUCUCCAUCCCCUACACUGAACAAACUGGUAAGACAAGAUACGCACCAAUGCAAAUGCAACCAGAUACAACAGUAACAAAGACAACUUGGUCUAGAAGAUUCGCUACAUCCGCAGUGACUUACUAUUCCACAUUCAAUACCGUACUCGAUUGUUACUCUACAGUCACACCAGGCUGGAACUAUACCAUGACUUCAGGAGCAAAUUAUGCGACUCCCGCACCAUUCCCUUCAGCAAACGGCGGUUGGUAUGAUCCAAAGAGUAAACUAUCUCUAUCCUUAAGAAAACUUAACGCUAAAAGAAAAUAG